CAAAGUCCAACACCAGAUCUCGUCCCUCGGGAACUCGAGAACCGCAGAAUAUCUGAGACAGCCGAUAUCAGCAGAAGAUGUAAAAGAGACUUUCUUAUAUGUCAUGCGGAACCCACGUCAUCAUCGAUUCUUGCAGCCGAGAGCAACGAAGUCAACAUGCCAAAUGGAGCCGUCGAAACCGAAAAAGCGACAGGGAUAUAUUAUCCGGCACCUCCACAGUCCUCAUCAGCCUCGCCCGUUAACACCACUGCAAAAGCUGAAAUGAAUGGGAUCAGAGAAUCAGGAGCUUCAGGCAUUGCAGUCAAGGAAGAACCGAGCCUAACCCACGCUGAGCCCACUGCUUCAUCGGCCGAAAGAACAUUUACUUCAGCCGCACGUCGCGCUUCUUUGAACCCGGAUGAGGAGUCAAACCUUGCUCAUUUUGCCGCCACAGAGGAUGCUGCGCGACUCAGCAUCCUGGCAAAUAUCUCGCUGAGUGAGCCGUUGCUUAAUCCGGGAGGCAAGGACUUUGAUUUGUACAGGUGGCUACGAAAGAUCAUGUACAUGCUAAACCAAGACAGGCUUGAGCAGACCGCCACGUUAAGGUUUCAUAAUCUCAAUGUCUUGGGGACUCGGUUUUCGCUGCGACGCCAACAGACGGUCUUAGAUAUCCUUUGCUCCUUACUACGACCGCGAAAGACAUUCAACUUGGGACCCAAGUCCCCCAAACAGAUAAUCUGGAAUGUUAAUGGCGUCCUGAAUAGUGGAGAACUGUUGCUCGUUCUAGGACGACCUGGAUCCGGAUGCAGUACUGUGGCAAGAGCGCUGUGCGGAGAACUACGCGGGUUAAAGCUGGAUCCUGAAUCAGUCAUCCAAUACAGUGGCAUUUCUCACCAUGCAGUACCCAAGGAGUUCCAAGGGGUGAUGCUCUACAAUGCCGAAGGCGACAGACAUUUCCCGCAUCUGACGGUGGGCCAGACGCUGGAGUUCGCAGCAUCAGUGCGGGCUCCUACCGACACAAUUCAGGCGGGGACGCGGACAGAGUAUGCGAAAUCAAUGGCGAAAGUGGCCAUGGCCGUAUUUGGUUUGAGUCACACCUACAGCACCAAAAUGGGAAAUGAGUCUGUCCGCGGUGUGUCCGAAGGUGACCGCAAGCGAGCUAGUAUCGCCGAGAUAGCUCUGUCGGGAGCAGCCUUGGCUGCGUGGGAUAGGCCUACCCGUUGCCUGGAUUUAGCAGAGGCUACGAAGUUCGUGCAUUCUCUGCGACUGGCCGCAGACCUAGGCUCGUCUAGCCAUGUUGUGACUGCCUAUCAAGCAAACCAGGCCACCUACGAUCUCUUCGAUAGGACUUUGUUAUUAUACGAAGGCCGUCAGAUCUAUUACGGUUCUGCCACCGAUGCCAGGGGAUUUUUCGAACGUCAAGGGUGGUAUUGCCCUCCACAGCUGUGUACUGCCGACUUUUUGACCUCAAUCACCAAUGCUGCGGAGCGACAGCCGCGUCAAGGAAUGGAGAACAAAGUGCCCCGUACGCCGGAUGAGUUCGCAGCGUACUGGUUCCAGUCUACAGAGUAUCAAGAGCUACAGAGAGAAAUGAAUGACACUCAGCAGGUUGGAGUGUCAAACGAAGACCGGCCUGAGCAGAAACAGGAAAAGCCGCAGAAGCGGCCCUUCUAUGCGCAGUCUAAUCGAGCAUACCCCAGCAUAUCAACGCAAGUCACGAUAACCACAAAACGCGCUUUCCAAAGGGCUUGGAACGAACGUGCCUCGGUGAUUUACAAGCUCGUUGUCAACUUCAUCCUGGCUUUGCUAAUCGGGUCAAUGUUCUACAAUACUCCUGCCACGACCGCUGGCUUCUUUUCAAAGGGUUCUGUGCUUUUAUACAUCGUGUUGCUUAACUCCUUCAUGUCUCUGACAGAAAUUGGCAGCCAGCUUUUGCAGCGACCCGUUGUAGAAAAGCAUGCCUCGUUUGGGUUCUACCAUCCCAUGGUCGAGUCAGCUGCCGUUCUCUUGAGUGGAAUCCCGACCAAGUUUCUCCUGGUAUUGAUUAACAACAUCGUCAUCUAUUUCAUGAGCAAUCUUCACCGGGAGCCAUCGCAGUUCUUUAUAUGCUUCAUAUUCAACUUUGUGCUUAUCAUUGUGACAAGCGCAGCUUUUCGAGCGACAGCAGCUGUUACGAAGACGCUCGUGCAGGCCAUGGCUCUCGCCGGUGGACUGGUGCUCCCGGUCACCAUUUAUACAGGCUUCAUCGUUCCUGUCCCUCGGAUCCACAAGUGGUUCGAUUUCAUUCACGACAUUAACCCCGCAUACUACGCGUACGAGGCUCUGGUUGCCAACGAAUUUCAUGGACGCGAGUUUGGCUGUGCUGAACUUGUACCCUCAUAUCCCAUCCUCGAGGGGGAUACGUUUAUUUGCUCAGCCGUCGGAGCCGUUGCUGGCCGACGCACUGUCAGUGGUGACAAGUAUAUCUGGGACACCUAUAAAUAUACUUAUGAUCAUGUGUGGAGAAACUUUGGUAUCCUCAUCGCUUUUCUGGUCGGUUGGAUAUAUGUAUAUUUUGCUGUGACGCAGUUUAUCUCAUAUUCAAGCGUCGUGAUUGAAACACCACUCUUUCGCCAAGGAAACGAACCUGCCAUCCUCAAGCAUGGAGCGGCUCAGAAUGCAGAUGAAGAAGCUGGCCAGCCCUCCGCAGGUGCAAACCAGGAUACGACUAGCAAUGUGAGAGACAAUGCCUUCCUCUUCAAUACACCCCAGCGAGAGACCCUCACCUGGCGCGAUGUGGCGUAUGAUAUUGACAGUAGCGGUGGACAUUAUCGGAUCCUGGAUCAGGUGUCUGGCUGGGCUAAGCCCGGCACGAUUACUGCGCUGAUGAGCGUCAAUAACAUCGAGAAGACAACCCUCCUGAGGGUAUUGGCACAGCGUACUACAGUUGGUACUGUGAGCGGCGAAAUCUUUCUCAACAACUGGUCGUUAAGUUCAAAUCUCCAGCGGAAGAUAGGCUACGUUCAGCAGCAGGAUCUUCACCUAGAAACAGCAACUGUUCGUGAGACCUUACAAUUCAGUGCAAUGCUACGCCAAUCUGGCUCAAUUUCCAAGGAGGAAAAGUAUGCCUACGUCGAGGAGCUCAUCAAGGUGCUGGACAUGGAAGACUAUGCUGAGGCUGUCGUGGGAGUUGUCGGCGAGGGAUUGACCAUCAAGCAACGCAAGUUAUUGAGUAUUGGAGUUGAAAUGGCAGCGAAGCCUAAGAUUUUGCUUCUGGAUGAGCCUAGCAGUGGUCUUGACGUGCAGAGCUCCUGCGCCAUAUACCAUGUGCUGCGCAAAUUGGCGGACGCCGGACAAACUAUUCUCUGCACAGUCCAACACCCCAGUGUGACAAUCUUCAAGCAAAUAGACCAGGUGCUGUUCUUAUCCAACGAGGGCAAGACAGUAUACUUCGGACCCGUUGGCGAGAAGGCCCGGAGCCUGCUGGAUUACUUCGACUCACAUGGGGCUCAUCGUACCUGCAAAACUGAUGAAGAUCCGGCCGAUUACCUGCCUGAGACCAUUAACGCAACCAACAAACGCAAUGAGACCUGGUCCGACGUCUGGACCAGAAGCAGCGCUGCUACCAUCCAGGAUGAACUCGUCCGCAUCCACGCGCACACAGAGACGCAAGAUGACCAUCCAGACGACCAUCGAGAAUUCGCCACAUCACAGUUCCACCAAUUCUUCAUCGUCCUACGUCGCAUACUCCAGCAAUACUGGCGCUCGCCUCUCUACACCGCAUCACGUAUCGUCCUAAACAUCUGCGCAGCCCUCUUUAUUGGAUUUUCCUUCUACAAACCCGGAAGCUCCAUCCGCGGCAAUCAAGAAACCAUCUUCUCAGCCUUCAUGUUCUGCACCCUCUUCGCCCCGGUUGUCCACCAAAUCACCCCCCUCCUCACCACCAACCGCACCCUCUACGAGACCCGCGAACGCCCUAGCAAAACCUACUCCGGCUUCGUCCUCCUUCUCGCCACCAUUCUCGUCGAGCUCCUCUAUCAGAUCCCCCUCAGCAUCUGUGUCUGGGCAAGCUACUACUACCCCGUGUCUGGCAUCCAAUCCCCCGCGCGUCAAGGCAUAACGCUCCUCUUCAUCAUCCAAUUCUUCAUCUCCACGAUCUCCUUCGCCCUCCUCACCAUCCCGACCUCCACCCUCCUCCCCGCCCUCCUGACCUUCAUGUCCCUCACCUUCAACGGUGUCAUGCAACCCCCACAUGCCCUCCCAGGCUUCUGGAUGUUCAUGUACCGCGUCUCCCCAUUCACCUACUUCGUCAACGGCAUAACAGCCACCCAACUCCACAACCGUCCCGUGAAUUGCAGCGACAUCGAACUAUCAAUCUUCAAUCCUCCUCUCGGUCAAUCCUGCGGAGAAUAUCUGAAUGAGUUCCUCAAAACAGCCCCGGGGCAGCUACUCAACCCCACUGCGACAUCGGGUUGUGAGUAUUGUCCUCUCACGGUCGCGGAUCAGUUCCUUGCUCAACGGGAGUAUCAUUGGGAUCAGCGGUGGAGGGAUUUUGGGAUCGGGUGGGCGUAUGUGGGGUUUAAUUUGGGUGUUGCGGUGCUGGUUUAUUAUUUGGCUUGGAGAAGGAGAUGGGGGGUUAAAAUUUUGGAUAAGGUUAGGAGGAGUGUGAAUGUGUAGGUGAUAGGUUGAUAUUGGGGAAAAGAGAGGUUGUUGUGAUUGAUGAUCUUCUUCUUUAGUCAGUCAGGGUGGUGUUAUGUCACUCUGG
Molecule: messenger RNA, 4723 nt
Organism: Aspergillus ibericus CBS 121593
Lineage: Eukaryota; Fungi; Ascomycota; Eurotiomycetes; Eurotiales; Aspergillaceae
Exons: 3
Coding region: 157-4635 (1492 amino acids)
Biological process (GO): transmembrane transport
Cellular component (GO): membrane
Molecular function (GO): ATP hydrolysis activity; ABC-type transporter activity; ATP binding
Source: RefSeq, a predicted model, not a curated record